GUAAUAAAUAAUUGGACAAUUCGGUUUUAUUUAUCUUUAAUGUUUUUCCUGAUUACAAAAAAAAUGUCUACUGUAGAAAAAUGAAAGAUAAGAAACAGAUACAAGAAAUGAAAGUCACCUACGUACUCCAUCCACUACUACCCAAAGACAAUUGCUAGGAGCUGGUUUUUAAUUUUCAUGCAGUAUAUCAAUUACGUAGAUAUAGUUCUAUUUUACAGUACAAAAUACAAAUGUUUUGCAUAUUUGAGAUUCUACAGUUUUACUUCAGUAGUCUUCAACACAUCUUUAAUGGCUAUACAGUAUCCAUGCUGUAGAGAUACCGUAAGUUAUUUAACCAUUUUCUAUUUUGGAAUAUUUAGGUUGUUCCUGAUUCUACAUUAUUUCAUCUACACAGUAAAUAUCUCUAAAUAUAAACAUCUCACAUACUACAUAUGUGAUAUGUUAUAGAACAUAUGCAUGUAUGCACAGAUACCAUUUAUGAACAGCUUUGCAUAUAAACAUUUGCCCGCUUACUUAUCUUAGGACACAUCACUGAAUUAGAACACAAACUCUGUCAAGACUCUCGGAACAUCCUGCCAAAUCGCCUUUCCAGAGAGGUACAUGGAUUUUUACUCUCAUCCACAAUAAGGCAGCUCACCAAUCCUUGUCGACAUUUUUGACACCCUAAAAAGAAACACCUGGGAAAGUUCAGUUUCUUCUGGUAGUUGACACAUUGGGACAUUUCUUCACCAUAAAACCUAAGGUGUCACGUUUUAGAGAAUUAGAGCUCAGAAAUAGGACCUUACUAAAACUUUCCUUUGUGAGAGAGUGGGCAGGUGGGAACAGUCUUUCCUGAGCCAAGGUGCCUUCCACUCUGAGCUUCUGGUGUUUUCACCAUCAUCACUGGCCCCAGAUUUCUCAACCCUCCAGCCAAUGAGGCAGAGAAGGAAAGUAUUUCAGCGCUCACUAUUUCGUAACGCUGGCUUUGAUUAGGAGGAAACACGAGGGAGACAGGAGUAUCUCCGGGACAGGGGGCUCGGCCGGCCAGCGCGUCGCCCAGAAGUGUCCCCACCACACUCCAGCGCGCGGGACACACGCACACGGACACACACACGCACGCGGACGCGCACCCACCGCGCGGGUUUGGUUGCCGGACCCGGGGAGGGAGCUAGAGCAGCCGCGGUGGCCGAGCUGGGGUCUGCGCGCCGCCGAGCCCCCGCCCCACCCCUCGGGACAGCGCCAAGCGCUGGGGCGUCCCGGGCUCCGGCCAAGUUUGCGCGCGGUCUCCGCUGACUCUCCGGUUACCUGAGCCGGCAACCACGUCAGCGCCACAUCAUCUGGGCUUUUUAUAUUGCGAGGAAACAGGAAAAGAAGGAAGAAAAGCAGCGCCCGAGCCGGCCAAUCGCAGGGAGCCGGCUGUGCCCGGAGGCGCGGGGCGGCGCGGGCCGAGCGCGGCGGGGGCGGCGGGGCGGCGGGGGCGGCGGGCCGCGCUCGGCCGGUCUGCGGCGGCGGCCUUGGCUUCGGCGGCGGCGAAGAUGCUGCAGUCCCUGGCCGGCAGCUCGUGCGUGCGCCUGGUGGAGCGGCACCGCUCGGCCUGGUGCUUCGGCUUCCUGGUGCUCGGCUACCUGCUCUACCUGGUCUUCGGCGCCGUGGUCUUCUCCUCGGUCGAGCUGCCCUACGAGGACCUGCUUCGCCAGGAGCUGCGCAAGCUGAAGCGGCGCUUCCUGGAGGAGCACGAGUGCCUGUCCGAGCAGCAGCUCGAGCAGUUCCUGGGCCGGGUGCUGGAGGCCAGCAACUACGGCGUGUCGGUGCUCAGCAACGCCUCGGGCAACUGGAACUGGGACUUCACCUCCGCGCUCUUCUUCGCCAGCACCGUGCUCUCCACCACAGGUUAUGGCCACACCGUGCCCUUGUCAGAUGGGGGCAAGGCCUUCUGCAUCAUCUACUCCGUCAUCGGCAUUCCCUUCACCCUCCUGUUCCUGACGGCCGUGGUCCAGCGUGUCACCGUGCAUGUCACCCGCAGGCCCGUCCUCUACUUCCACGUCCGCUGGGGCUUCUCCAAGCAGGUGGUGGCCAUCGUCCACGCCGUGGUCCUCGGCUUUGUCACCGUGUCCUGUUUCUUCUUCAUCCCGGCUGCUGUCUUCUCUGUCCUGGAGGAUGACUGGAACUUCCUGGAAUCCUUUUAUUUUUGUUUUAUUUCCCUGAGCACCAUCGGCCUGGGAGAUUACGUUCCUGGAGAAGGCUACAAUCAAAAAUUCAGGGAGCUCUAUAAGAUUGGGAUCACGUGUUACCUGCUACUUGGCCUGAUUGCCAUGUUGGUAGUUCUGGAAACCUUCUGCGAACUCCACGAGCUGAAAAAAUUCCGAAAGAUGUUCUAUGUGAAGAAGGACAAGGAUGAAGAUCAAGUGCACAUCAUCGAGCAUGACCAGCUGUCCUUCUCCUCCAUCACGGACCAGGCAGCUGGCAUGAAAGACGAUCAGAAGCAAAACGAGCCUUUUGUGGCCACUCAGUUGUCUACCAGCUCCGAUGGCUCCGCAAACCAUUAAGUGCAGGCUUUGCCACACCGGGGUCCGGGCAUGAGGAAGAGGCUUAGUUAUGUUCAUUUUUAUCAGAAUGUAAAAGCUAAGGUGUUACCAUUUUAAGAAAUAUCUACUGUUUUGCAAUAUUUUAAUAAACAAACACAAUAAGCAAAAAAUGGAACAAAGAAAGCUUUGACCCCACAGGGCUUAAUAAUAAGUAAAGAAAGAGGAUGUAUACCUAUAACCCACAUGUGACAGAAUUAUCUAGACUUUGCAUAGGAGAAGAAUACUUGAAGCAGUAUGCCGCUGUGGAUAGAAGCAGAUUUUAUACUUUUAAUUGGGAACUUUGGGGUUUGCGUUUAAAUCAUUUAGCUGAGGGCCAAAUAGCAACAUUUAUAUUUAAAAUAUUUAAAAUAAAAAAAAAAGAAAGCAUAGAGAUGUGUUUUAUAAAUAGGUUUAUGUGUACCGGUUUGCAUGUGCCCAUCCAAAAUGAUUAUUUUUGUAGAAUCUAAGUUAAACCUACUAUUUAUAAUGCAUAGGUAACCAUUAACUAUGUACAUAUAAAGUAUAAAUAUGUUUAUAUCCUGUACAUAUGGUUGAGGUCACCGGAUCCCAGUGUACUUCUUAAACCAAGAUGUUAGAUACUUUUUCUUUUGAUUUCUCUUUAUACUACAGAAUCCAGAGUUGCUGCCACAAAAUAAGGGUAAUAAUAAACUUAAGAGUGAGUAACUAUAUUACUCAGCUACAAUAAAUGUUUCUACCCUCUUGCAAUACAGUGGUAUCAGAUGUCUAAAAUGUUUAUGAACAUUUUUUGGACGUGAACAAAUAACAAAGAAUAGGAUUUGUAAAAAGGUUAUGACACUUUGUUUUGAAAGUUCGUUGUGGUUUGCAGCCACCUAAUACUAAAGCAUAGAACUUGUAUGUAAAAGCCCCAAAUGAACAGAUUAUGUUACAUUAAUCUGAUAAUUUUAAAUUUACACGUGGAAAUAAAAAUCACA
Messenger RNA from Microcebus murinus (gray mouse lemur), 3496 nucleotides. RefSeq names its product potassium two pore domain channel subfamily K member 1 (gene KCNK1). Lineage: Eukaryota; Metazoa; Chordata; Mammalia; Primates; Cheirogaleidae. The record is from RefSeq and is a predicted model, not a curated record. Gene Ontology annotation, molecular function: potassium ion leak channel activity; outward rectifier potassium channel activity. Gene Ontology annotation, biological process: stabilization of membrane potential; potassium ion transmembrane transport. Gene Ontology annotation, cellular component: plasma membrane.